AUGCUCUUCUUCGGCAACUUCCUCUACAUUGCCGUGCUGCUCAUCAACGCCGUCGCCGUCCUCAGCGAGGACCGCUUCCUCGCCCGCAUCAACCUCUCCCCCGCCUCCUACGACCCGGCCUUUGGCAUCGGCGCCGACGCGAGCAUCAAGGCCAAGAUCAUCCACCUCAUAGCCAGCAUCCGCACCAUUAUGCGCAUGCCCUUGGUCUUCAUCAACACUGUCAUCAUACUCUACGAGCUGGUGCUUGGAUGA
Molecule: messenger RNA, 252 nt
Organism: Hirsutella rhossiliensis
Lineage: Eukaryota; Fungi; Ascomycota; Sordariomycetes; Hypocreales; Ophiocordycipitaceae
Product: yos1-like domain-containing protein
Exons: 3
Coding region: 1-252 (83 amino acids)
Biological process (GO): endoplasmic reticulum to Golgi vesicle-mediated transport
Cellular component (GO): COPII-coated ER to Golgi transport vesicle; Golgi membrane; endoplasmic reticulum membrane
Source: RefSeq, a predicted model, not a curated record